AUGGAGAGGACUGAACAAGAUUCAGGUGUGACUAAACGUAAUUGUUUGGGGUAUAAUAGACGGAUGUAUUUGAUCGAGAAUUUGACAGAACGACUUGAGGAUCUGAUGAAGAGGAGAAGGAAAGCUGUUAGAUUUGGAGUGGAGCUUUCGUUUCUUGUGGCGGAAUUUAUGUUUUUGAUACCUAUUGAGAUUCUUGCUGGUGAAACUGGAGAGUACAGUCUGUGUACAAAGCUAUUAGGGGUCAAUGAAGACGAUACGGGUACAAGUGUAGUCAUAGGAAAGCUCGAGGAAGUCUUUGGAGUAGUGAUCUGGAAGAAGGAGAACAAGGAACAUAAUGUGGACCUUCCUGAAUCUAUUUUUCGGUAUGAUGAUUUCAUUCGUCUUUGUGCAGAUGCAACUAGAGCCUUGGGAAAGAUUGUUUUGGCUCUGGAAAAGAGACAGUGUGAAAGACUCAAGCUUUCUGAUUUAGAUUCUCUGUUUGAAGAUUGCCAAAAAGUGUUGAUGAAGAUAGAGCUGAAGCUAGCAGAGAUGAAGCAACAGGUUUACAGAUCGGUUUCCACGGAUUAUGAGUCGUUUUCGAAGUCAGAAAGGUUUGAUAGUUUGCUAAGAAUAAAGCUCAUGAAUAGGGUCAUUGCUGAUAACAGAUUUGGGAGAUCAGUGAUUGGAUCUUACUUACUAGAGAUAUGGCAGUCUCUGUUUCAAGCAGAGGCAUUACAGGAGCUGUGAAUGAUUAGAAG
Messenger RNA from Arabidopsis thaliana (thale cress), 737 nucleotides. RefSeq lists its product as uncharacterized. Lineage: Eukaryota; Viridiplantae; Streptophyta; Magnoliopsida; Brassicales; Brassicaceae. The coding region runs from base 1 to 726 and encodes 241 amino acids. The transcript has a single exon. The record is from RefSeq and is marked reviewed.